AUGGCCGCCUUCCAUGCUCUCGAUCCAUGGACCAUGCUCGACACGUCCGCCCGCCAUCAAGCGCUGCGCAUUGGCCUCUACCUCAACGACAAGUACUCGAUCGACGGGCGCGAUCCGAACGGCUACGUCGGCGUCGGCUGGUCCGUCAUGGGCGUGCACGACAUGGGAUGGGCGGAGCGCGCCGUCUUCGGUAAGAUCCGAUACAUGAACUACAACGGCUGCAAGCGCAAGUUCGACGUUAAGCAGUAUGUCGCAGAGUGGUCUGGCAAAAAGGCUGCUGCUGGCUCCACGUCGGCCGGCGCCAAGUCGGCGUCCGCCGGCAGGGCCAAGGCUGGCGGCAAGGCAAUGAAACAGACGACUCUCGGCGGCGGCAGCACGGCGGCGGCGGACGACGAGCCGAGGGCCAAGGCGCCGCCGCCGAAGAAGCCAAAGUUGGCCAUCCCGAUUUGA
Molecule: messenger RNA, 450 nt
Organism: Emiliania huxleyi CCMP1516
Lineage: Eukaryota; Haptophyta; Isochrysidales; Noelaerhabdaceae
Exons: 2
Coding region: 1-450 (149 amino acids)
Biological process (GO): photoreactive repair
Molecular function (GO): deoxyribodipyrimidine photo-lyase activity
Source: RefSeq, a predicted model, not a curated record